CAAAAAAAAACUUUUGUAGUCCACUUUCAUUGAACCGACAUGAAUUCCCUCAUUUUAAGUGGCCAAUUGAGCCGCUGCACAGCAAGAGUAGGCAUUACACGAGCAUUGUCCACUUCUGCCGUACAGAACCUUGGACGUCAACGACCUGGACGUCGUUCUGAGCACCCAUUUGAUGUUGAAAACAUGGAGAAGUUCAAUUUUGACGAUCAGACCACCAUUGGACACGAACUCUUUGGCAAUAUUCGUGAAGUUCGCAGCUACCUCAGAAAAGCAAAAUACGAAAUCCCCAAAUUGAGUGAACACGCUAAACCCUUUGUCCCUCCUACUUCGUCUCAAAUUCUUCGGUUCAAAACUCAGAACUACAUGGGUGAACCUCACCCCGUUGAGUCCAAGUGUGUACUCAACGUCAAGGUCGACCUCCUUGGUUUGAAUGACCAGGAACGACACAAGCUUUUGGUCCUCUCUGGGCCUCGUUACAACCCUGAGACUGGAGAGCUCACUCUUUCAAGUGAGAAGUUCCCUUAUGUCAAGCAAAACAAGAAGUAUCUUAGUGAUUUGUUAGACAAACUCGUUGCUGAAGCAAAGGACUCCUCUGACACAUUUGCCGACAUUCCAUUGGAUACUCGACAUGUCAAAUCGAAAAAGAAGCUCGAAUUCCCAGCUGAAUGGGCCCGUCCAAAGAAAUCAACUUCGACCUCAUCAUAAACCAUUUCAUAUCAAGUUAACUUGGCUGGCACUUUGUGUAGAUGAAUGGCUCGGCUUCGUUUUCCUCUCCUCAGCGUGCGUACUGUAUAAUAGACAUAUAGUCAGUCGGUCGGUACUGGCAAUUAGAUUUUCAAAAGAGAAGCAAAAUAAAAACCUACACCAUUUCACAUAUCUGGUAUCAGUUGGUGUGGCUAGCGAUCCCCCAAUGGUUUCGGACCUCACGCUUGCGCCAACAGCA
This is a messenger RNA of Umbelopsis ramanniana AG, 943 nucleotides long. RefSeq lists its product as uncharacterized. Gene Ontology annotation, biological process: mitochondrial translation. Gene Ontology annotation, cellular component: mitochondrial small ribosomal subunit. NCBI's taxonomy places the organism in Eukaryota, Fungi, Mucoromycota, Umbelopsidomycetes, Umbelopsidales, Umbelopsidaceae. Gene Ontology annotation, molecular function: structural constituent of ribosome. The transcript is spliced from 3 exons. Bases 40 to 705 code for a protein of 221 amino acids. The record is from RefSeq and is a predicted model, not a curated record.